Molecule: messenger RNA, 4359 nt
Organism: Pediculus humanus corporis (human body louse)
Lineage: Eukaryota; Metazoa; Arthropoda; Insecta; Psocodea; Pediculidae
Exons: 24
Coding region: 1-4359 (1452 amino acids)
Biological process (GO): protein ubiquitination
Cellular component (GO): nucleus; Cul4-RING E3 ubiquitin ligase complex
Molecular function (GO): protein binding
Source: RefSeq, a predicted model, not a curated record
AUGAGUGAACAGCCAGUGCCCUUAAAAAAUUUGACUGAUGUCAGUCAAAUACUCAGAAAAUGGGAAGAUGAGCAUAAUGAACCUGAGUAUGAUCCUAUUCCAAUUUUAACAAGGCUAGCUGAAAUUGUUGAAACUGAAAUGGAAGCCUACAUGAAAAUGGAUCCGGAUCCGUUUGAUGAAAGACAUCCUUCCAGAGCAGAUCCUAAUUGUAAUUUAGGGCAUGUUUUAAAAGUGAUAUUUAAAAAAGAUGCAUUUAUGAAUAAGUUGGUGAACGAUUAUCUCAGAGAUAAUUAUUGGAGUAGGCUCGGAAAUACAGACAAAGAUGACAGACAAUUAAAUAUUGCUGCCUGUCGUUUGGUUUUAGAUGUUAUGCCUGGAUUAGAAACAUCAGCAGUAUUUCAAACACCAGAUACUGACUCACUUAUUUUAAGGCUUUUUAAUUGGGCUGAAAAAGCUAUUGAACCACUUCAAAGUUAUGCUGUGGGACUUUUAUCUGCAGCUAUGGAAGUUCAAGACACUGCUGCAGCUUUCAGGGAGCAAAAUGCUCAUUUAGUACCUAUCAUGUUAAAAAGAUUGCAUAGACUACAAGAAAAAGCAGCAAUGGAAAGGCAGCAGGCUGCCAUGUCUACUUCUAGGCCGUUUGCACAUCUGAAUCAUGAAAAUACAUGUGCUAAAAAAAUUUCUAGUAAUAGGAAUAGUGGAGGAAAUUCUCCUCGUUUAACGUCACCUCCAUUAAUGAGUCCUCCUCCGACAGAUUUGCAAAUCCAUGAUAAAACACCUGUCAAAAUUAAUGGAGUUGUCACAAAGACCAAAAGAGAUUCCUUUAAUGGAGAAGGUGAUAAAAUGGAUAUCGAUUCCACACCACAAAAAAAUCACGGAAAUGCACGACAAUCUACUCCUUCAGGAAGUGUCAUAACAUCAGCUGCGAGUGAAUGUUCAAACUCAUCCUGGGCUGAAAUGGAAUCUUUUGUUAUAGCCAACGUUUCCAUACAUCCUUUAACCCUUGCUACUAGACAAAUGCUGACUUUAAGAUACUUAACACCAAUGGGAGAAUAUCAAGAGUUUUUGAGUCACAUAUUUGAACACAACGCUUUGUCGUUAAUUUUAAAAUACACUAAUAUUCGAGAAACCAAAGAAACGCGAUUAGGUUUUGAAUCGUUAAAGUAUUUGGCUGCUCUUCUUUGUCAUAAAAAAGUUUCAAUAGAAUUUAUUAACAUGGGAGGAUUAAUAAGUUUGCUGGAAGUUCCGAGACCGAGUGUUGCUGCAACUGGAGUGUCAAUCUGCUUGUAUUAUUUGUCCUAUUGUGAGGAUGCCAUGGAAAGAGUUUGCCUUUUACCCCAAUAUGUAGUUUCUGAUUUGGUCAGCUACGCAUUAUGGUUAUUGGAAAGAUCGCAUAAUUCGGGAAGAUGUCACGCGACCAUGUUUUUCGGUUUAUCUUUUCAAUUUAGAGUUAUUUUAGAAGAAUUUGACGCUCAAGAUGGUUUACGAAAAUUGUACAAUGUGAUCAGUACAUUGCCUAUAUUAUCUGUAGAAGAUGAAGUUUCAUCGGUUUUAAACGAAGAUGAAGAAUGUUCCUACAGGCAAAUUGUUCGCCAUGUUACGGUUGCAUUGAAAAGAUAUUACGAAGCUCAUUUAUAUAUAAAAGCGGAACAAUUAAGAAGGGCGCAAGAUAGAGAUUGUGGUGAAAAAAAUUUUCGUACAACAUUACCUUCGUACAAAGCGUGCCGAGGUUCUCCGGAAGAAGUUCAAGCUCAAAUUGAAACCCUUUUAGAAUUAAUGCCUUUUAAUGCACCCUGGCCUUGCGUUGACGAACUUUUGCGUUUGGGUGGAAUAACAUUACUUCUUCAAAUAAUUGCUUUUACUUACGACUGGAAUUUCAGCGGGAGGGCUGAAACCGUGCAUAGCGCUUUAAACGUUCUUGCUAUUUGCGCCGUUCGCCCAAAAGUUCAAUUAGUUUUCUGUGAUCGUUUAGAACUCCCUGAUGAAGCUAUGACAAUUGGAAUGAAUAUAAUAUUAGGAGCUAGCGAAGGAGAAAUCGUGGCCGAUCCUGACGUUCAAAAAGCCGCUUUACAAGUUAUUAUCAAUUGCGUUUGUGCACCGAUACAUAGGGUGGGAGUGUGUUUGGGAAGAUAUUCGGCUAAUGGUUCGGCUAUAAAGAAAAAAACUUGUCGUUCAAGCGAAGAACUUAUACAGAAAAUGUGGGAGAGUGUUAGAGAAAAUAAUGGGAUUAUUGUUUUACUUAUGCUAAUGAUGAUCAAAACUCCCAUCACAGAUGCGGAUUCCAUUCGUGCUUUAGCUUGUAGAGCUCUUGCCGGUUUGGCUAGAUGUGAAAAAGUUAGACAAAUUGUUAGCAAACUGCCCGUUUUAAGCAAUGGAUCGAUGCAAGUUCUUCUUAGGGAUCCGAUUCUUCAAGAGAAAAGACAAGAACACGUUCAAUUUCAAAAAUAUUAUUUAGAAUUAAUUGAACACAUAACGGGAAAAAAUCAACCGACUGCAAGCGAUGAUAUUUCUCUACCCAACAUCCACAGAGCGAACGUCGUUGCUCAAACCCGCAUACAAUACAACAAAAAUCAACUUUAUCAACUGAUGUACGAGCAAUUGAUUCAAGAUGGUUUGCAAGAAGCAGCAAACGCUUUGCAAAAAGAAGCCAACAUUAGUCCUCCUCCGAAGCAACAAUUAGCGAUUCAUCAUAAAUCGAGUCCCGUGCCCAUCAGGCCUCGUAAUAAUGUGUUCACGCCGCGUGCUUUAACAUUUUGCAAUCAUGCAACACCUCCAGCUUCUAACAACACAUCAACAACAGCAACGCCUACAACUUCCAAUUCCGUCAUUUCCAGUUAUUCAGUUGUCAAUACUUCUCCACAUAUAAAAUUAAAUUUAGCUAAUUCAAGAAAAGAUAAAAUGUCUCCAAGUGUACCUUCUUCAUACGGUUUAAAUCGGUCGUUACAAAAACAAACAAGUUGGGAUUCAUCUCAACUCGCGGCUAUGGUCACGCCUACGUUACACAUGAAAACUCCUCAAACGAUUGCAAAUUCUUAUUGUCACAGCGAUAGAAUAACUUUGGAUUCAAUAGUUACUGAAUAUUUAACGAAUCAACAUGCACUCUGUAAAAAUCCAAUGGUUACUUGUCCACAGUUUAAUUUAUUUGUACCUCAUAGAUGUCCAGAUCCGAAAUCUAGAAAUUCCACUCCGAAUAAUUUUACAACGCGUUUUAUAAAACGUCAAACCGGAUAUAAAGUUAGCAAUAAAAUGGAUAAUCGAUUAGGUCACUCUAGGUUUUGUCCCGUUCGAACGUUUAGAUUAAACGACGAAGGUGGAUUUUUUACCUGUUGCGAAUUUCUACCUUGCGGAAGACUCAUUGCAAUGGGAACUUAUCAAGGAGAAGUUUGGCUUUAUAACCUUCACACGGGAGCGGAAGAGGUUUCCGAACAAUGUCACGAUUCUUAUUUGUAUAAUAUUCAAACUAAUAGAAAGGGUGAUUUAAUGUUGACAUCAUCAACUUGGAGAAGACCCUUAUCAGCACUUUGGGGAAUAAGUUCGGUGUUUGUUAUGAAGCAACCCCUUCAAGAAGAAGAAUAUGCAGAAUUCAGUAAAGUGAAUCAGGACAGGAUAGUGGGAACAAAAGCAUCGACAGCAACGAUAUACGACGUUGAAACGGGAGUGAGCAUAUUAACUCUGUCUCCGAGGCUUUCAAACACGUAUUCGAAAAAUAGAGCCACGUAUAAUCCGACGGACGAACUCAUAUUGACCGAUGGAGUUUUGUUCGAUGUUAAUUCGGGAAAAGAAAUUCACAAAUUCGACAAAUUAAAUCCGGUUUUAUCGGGUGUGUUUCAUCCGAACGGUUUAGAGAUAGUGUCAAAUACCGAAAUAUGGGAUCUGAGAACGUUUCACUUACUGCGAACGGUCGCGGCAUUGGAUCAUCAACACGUUUUGUUUUCGACACCCGAAAGUGCUCUUUACACGUAUAGUUUCGAGCAGGAAAACGAUGAGGAUACAACGUUCGAAUCGUCAUUUAAAACAUUAGAUUCUAGUGAUUAUUCAAGUAUAGCUACCAUUGAAGUGAAGAAAAACGUUUAUCACAUGGCAUGUAACAAAUGGGAUACGCAAAUUGCUGUCGUUGAAAACGUUGGAGAAUUUCACACGGUUCAAGAAUCAUCCGUCCGAUUAUACGACGUUGGAAGAAUACGAGAUACCGAAGACGAUGCCGAAGAAGAAGAGGAAGAAGAUGACAUGGACGGAAGCGAAGAAGGUUCAAAUUCUCAAAGCGGUUCCGAUAACGAUGACAAUACGGAAAAUGAUAAUAACGGAGAUAAUAACGGAGACGAGGGUAAUUUGGAAGAUCUCUUGAACGAGGGGAGGUGA